This is a messenger RNA of Beta vulgaris subsp. vulgaris (sugar beet), 2033 nucleotides long. RefSeq names its product fructan 6-exohydrolase. Gene Ontology annotation, molecular function: hydrolase activity, hydrolyzing O-glycosyl compounds. The record is from RefSeq and is a predicted model, not a curated record. NCBI's taxonomy places the organism in Eukaryota, Viridiplantae, Streptophyta, Magnoliopsida, Caryophyllales, Amaranthaceae. Gene Ontology annotation, biological process: carbohydrate metabolic process. The transcript is spliced from 5 exons. The annotation marks the transcript as partial.
UUAUCUUUUGUUGUAGGACCCGUGAUUUACAAGGGAAUAUACCAUUUGUUUUACCAAUACCAUCCAUCUAAACCAACUUGGGGCGAUGGAUUAGUAUGGGGACACUCGACAUCAACUGAUCUAAUAAAUUGGACACAACAGCCUAUUGCGCUUUCUCCAUCAGAAACUUACGAUUUUAAGGGAAUUUGGUCAGGAUCUAUUACCAUACUUCCUGGUAACAAACCUGCUAUCUUAUACACAAGUAUUAACAAUCAAAAGUACCAAGUACAAAGUCUAGCAUUUCCUAAAGAUUUAAAUGACCCUUACCUUAAGGAAUGGUUUAAGGUACCCCAAAAUCCAGUAAUAGUUGCCACAUCCAAUGACACCAACAUUGAUCCCUUUGAAUUUAGAGAUCCAUCCACUGCUUGGCAGUUACCCGACGGUAAAUGGCGCAUCGUCGUCGGUACACAACAAGGAAAUAAUAAUGGAUCAGCAGCUCUUUACACAAGUGAGGACUUCACAAAUUGGAUUAAUGUUGGACAUCCUUUAUAUUCGACUAAAGGUACUGGGAUGUGGGAGUGUCCUGAUUUUUUCCCUGUUUAUGUUGGAGAGUCACUAGGUGCUGAUACAUCUAUUAUUGGUGACAAUGUUAAACAUGUCCUUAAGGUAAGUUUGAUUCCUAGUCAUUGUGAACACUAUACUAUUGGAAGGUACGACAUUGGUAAUGACAUUUAUAUACCAGAUCAAGGGUCGAAUGAGACUGAGUUUGGUUUGAGAUGCGAUUAUGGUAAUUAUUAUGCGUCGAAAUCGUUCUUUGAUGGUUCGACUAAUCGUAGAAUAACAUUCGGAUGGGUUAGUGAAUCUUCAACCCAAGAAGAGGCCAUAGCAAGGGGAUGGUCUGGACUACAGGGAAUCCCAAGGACUAUUGUGCUCGAUAAAUUUGGCAAACAGUUGGUGCAAUGGCCGAUCAUGGAAAUUGAAAGGCUACGACACAGUCAAGUAGAUUUUCCUUCUCAAAUAAUUAGAGGAGGAUCACUCAUCGAAAUAUUUGGAAUCACAAACUCUCAGGCGGAUGUGGAAAUUUCAUUCGAAAUACCAGAUUUAAAGAAUGCUGAGGAGCUGGAUCCAACAUGGACAAAUCCACAAAAAUUGUGCAGCAACAAAGGAGCAUCUGUUGAGGGGAGACUUGGUCCAUUUGGACUGCUAACACUAGCUUCUACGGGCUUAGAAGAAUACACUGCUGUUUUCUUCAGAAUUUUUAAAGCCCAAGACAAAUAUGUGGUCUUAAUGUGCAAUGACUUAAGCAGGUCCUCUCUAAAUCCAACUACUGAUAAACCUAGUUAUGGAACUUUUGUGGAUGUGGAUCCUGUUAAAGAGGAGCUAUCUUUAAGGACUUUGAUUGAUCACUCAAUAGUGGAGAGCUUUGUUGCUGAAGGGAAAAGUUGCAUGACUGCUAGAGUUUAUCCCACACAGGCGGUUAAUGGCAAUGCAAAAUUGUAUGUGUUCAACUAUGGAACAGAAGAUGUCAAGCUUACUAAAAUGAGUGCUUGGAGUAUGAAAGCGGCUCAAAUGAAUCUCCCAACAAAUGAACUAGGACAAUAACGAAGAGAAACAAGAUGAGUUGUUGUGACAGGUCAUUGUUUCAUUAUUUUUGAUUGAGUUUUCUAAUAUGAUAUUUAGAGGGAAUGUCACAUAAUUUUUUUGUUUGCUUAGUAAAUCGUUACGAGACCAUACUCGUCCACUAGGGUAACCUAGGGGUUUAAAGGGCUUGUUGCACAUGCUAAGUGCAAUCGUGAUUCCUACGACAGUGAGUUAAGCUAAGGUAUUUUUUAUUAUCUAUUUUUAUGGUAGAUAAUUAUAUACUUUGUUUUUCAUUACUCGAUUGCGGGUAAAAGUUAAGUAUGGAGGAAAUUGAUGACCCCAUAAUAUACAACAUUCACGUACAAUAUGUGCUUGUCAUUUUAAAGAAAUUUAGACUUUGCUAAAUUGAUGUUUAAUGAGAAAUUAGAAGAAUUUUGUUGGCACAUGCUAACUUUUUUCUCAUUUACUUUCAA